Messenger RNA from Schizosaccharomyces osmophilus, 1275 nucleotides. RefSeq names its product 7,8-diamino-pelargonic acid aminotransferase (DAPA) (gene bio3). Gene Ontology annotation, biological process: biotin biosynthetic process. NCBI's taxonomy places the organism in Eukaryota, Fungi, Ascomycota, Schizosaccharomycetes, Schizosaccharomycetales, Schizosaccharomycetaceae. Gene Ontology annotation, cellular component: mitochondrion. The coding region runs from base 1 to 1275 and encodes 424 amino acids. The transcript has a single exon. The record is from RefSeq and is a predicted model, not a curated record. Gene Ontology annotation, molecular function: pyridoxal phosphate binding; S-adenosyl-L-methionine:8-amino-7-oxononanoate transaminase activity; dethiobiotin synthase activity.
AUGAAUUGGGUGGAAAAAGAUUUGGAAUACAUUUGGCACCCAUACACUCAGCACAAAACAGCAAAGCCUCCCAUCGUUAUUGUCAAAGGAAAAGGAGCUUUACUGUGGGACGAAAAUGGAAAAGAGUAUAUCGAUGCCAUUGCUUCCUGGUGGGUGAAUCCUUUUGGUCAUAGCAACAAGUAUAUUGCGGACCAAAUCUAUAAACAAUUGACGAGCUUAGAACAUGUUUUGCUUGGUGGGUUUACCCACCCUCCAGCAAUCAUGCUAGCAGAGCGACUGUUAUCUAUUUUGCCCAAGAACCAAAGCAAAGUUUUUUUCUCGGACAAUGGUUCCACUUCUGUCGAAGUGGCUAUAAAAGCAGCCCUGCAGUACUUUUACAACAAAAAUGAAAAGCGAACAACCAUCGUAGCUUUUGAGGAUGCAUUUCAUGGCGAUACCUUUGCAGCAAUGGCUGCAAGUGGAAUUUCAUUUUAUACGAUGGCUUUCCAAGGAAUGUUUAUUGACGUUGUUCGCAUUCCCGUGCCUGUUCCUGGAAAAGAAGCACAAAGUUAUGAAACUCUUGAAAAAGUUCUUACUGAACAUCACUGCGCUGCUUUUAUUUUUGAAGUUUUAAUCCAAGGUGCUGGAGGCAUGAAAAUGUAUGAGCCUGAAUGCCUAGACAAACUCAUUGGAAUUUGUCAAAAGCAUCAAGUGUUAACCAUCGCCGAUGAGGUUAUGACUGGUUUCGGAAGAACGGGAAAAUUGUUUGGAUGUGAUUAUCUAAAAAGUCAACCUGAUGUGCUAUGCUUAUCCAAAGCUCUGACAGCUGGCACAAUUCCCAUGGCUAUAACUACGUUUUCCAAAAAUGUUUUCGAUGGCUUCUACAGCGACGACAUCAACAAGGCCCUCUUUCAUGGUCAUACAUUCACUGGAAACCCUACUGGAUGUGCCGCGGCACUGGCAAGUUUGGAUUUGUUACUGUCCAAAGAUAUGCAAGACAAUAUUUCUCGUAUUCAUCGCAGUCAUUUGGAAUUUCAAAGGCGUUUUAAAUCGCAUCCACGCGUGCAUACAAUUCGUGUGCGCGGUGUUAUUCUCGCACUCGAAGUUUCAUCUCAGCAGAAAGAAAGUUAUUACGGUAACCUCAGAAACAAUUUAUAUGACUUUUUUCUCAAGAAUGGAGUUAUGCUACGUCCCAUUGGAAACAUUGUUUACAUUCUGCCUCCCUAUAUAAUUUCUCACGAGCAACUGACGACUGUUUAUUCUACGAUUGAAAGAGCUUUAGAAGAAGUAGUAUAA